AAAUUUGUUGUACGAAAUAAAUUAAUUAAUUAAAAAAUGGAUUUAAUCGAGCCACCGAAUCAAGAAGAUUGUUGCAACUCGGGUUGUAACCCUUGCAUAUUCGACGUGUACGAAGAAAAACUUCGAAAAAUCAAAUUGGGGCAACAUAACCUAAAAAUGUUAAAAAAUUGCAUUUCGGACACUUCUUAUUCAACUUUUAGGGUAAUUACUAAAUUAAAACACACCGAAAAUUCAUUUUUGAUUAUUUUUGAGUAUUCGGGACAAUCACAAAGUGAUGAUUUGAAUUUAUAUUUUGAGCCGGGCCAACAUUUUUUGAUGAAAUCAAGUUUAAAGUCGACAUCGGAAUCUUUUACGCGAGCUUACACCCCUUUAUUAAGCGACAAUUUGGGUCGAUUACAAUUUAGGAUACUUGUUAAGUUAUACGACGGUGGGAUGAUGUCGAAAAUAAUUAAUAAAUUAAACAUUGGGAGUGAAACUCUUUGGAGGGGCCCUUACGGAGAUUUUAAAAUUAGUUACGAUUUUAGGGAUGUUUUAAUGAUAGCGCAAGGCACGGGGAUUGCGCCUAUUUACUCGGUGAUCAUUAAAAUGGUUAAUGAUGAGAAUUUUGAGGGUUUUAUUAAGUUGUUUUAUUGUUGCAAUGAGAUUUUUUUGCAUGAUGAGAUAUACGAGUUAAAAAAGUAUUGGAAUUUUGAUUAUGAGGUGUUUUUGGGGGGUUCUAAAAAAGGUUUUUGUAAAUAUAACGAGAUUGUGCAUGAAAAUCGAUUGGGGGAGACUCAAAUUGGGGAGUUUUUAAAGAAUAAAAGUGAAAAUGUUCAAGUUUUGAUUUGUGGGGGUGAAAAUUUUAGUGGUUGUAUCAAAAAUUAUUUGAAAAGUGUUCAAGAUAAAAACAUUUUUGUGUUUUAA
Messenger RNA from Onthophagus taurus, 903 nucleotides. Its product is annotated as NADH-cytochrome b5 reductase-like. Lineage: Eukaryota; Metazoa; Arthropoda; Insecta; Coleoptera; Scarabaeidae. The record is from RefSeq and is a predicted model, not a curated record. Gene Ontology annotation, molecular function: oxidoreductase activity.